AUGACCGAUGUUGCGGAAAUCAAAGGCCACAGGCGCACGUAUGUCGGAUCGAUGCCGGGGAAGGUGAUUCAAUCAUUGAAGAAAGUUCGUUGUGAGAACCCGUUGAUCCUGAUUGACGAGGUGGAUAAAAUUGGUCGCGCAAGUUUACAUGGAGAUCCUGCAUCAGCCCUACUGGAGAUGCUGGACCCGGAACAAAACCAUAAUUUCCUUGAUUACUAUCUAGACGUCACAGUCGAUUUGUCAAAGGUUUUAUUCAUUUGUACUGCAAAUAUCAUCGAUACCAUCCCGGAACCUCUUCGCGAUAGGAUGGAGAUGAUCGAAGUGUCCGGUUAUGUCGCUGAGGAAAAGUUGAACAUAGCUGAAAAAUACUUGAUUCCUCAAACCAAAGACGAAUGCGGCAUCGACGAUAAGCAAGUGUGUAUUAAUUCCGACGCAUUGCGAACGCUGAUUAAGCAAUACUGUCGUGAGAGCGGUGUUCGGAACUUGAAGAAGCAUAUCGAGAAGAUUUAUCGGAAAGCCGCACUGAAAAUUGCUGCCAACGAAAUCGACCACAUUGUCGUAUCCAACGACAACCUGAAUGAAUUGGUCGGAAAGCCUAUUUUCACACAUGACCGUUUGUACGACGAAACCCCUUCAGGCGUAGUGAUGGGUUUAGCAUGGACAGCUAUGGGUGGUUCGACCCUUUUCGUUGAGGCAUCAUUGCGUAAACGUUUGGAUGCGAACACUGAGUCAAAAAAGGAAGGAAGUUUGGAGCUGACGGGUCAUCUGGGUGACGUUAUGAAAGAAAGUGCAAAAAUCGCUCUCACCUUUGCAAAGCGGUUUAUAGCAGAAAAUUUUCCUGAGCUCACGUUUCUGGAAAAUGCGGACCUUCAUAUUCAUGUUCCCGAGGGUGCCACUCCAAAGGACGGGCCUAGUGCUGGUUGUACCAUAGUAACUGCUUUGCUUUCACUCGCUUUUGGUAAGCCUGUUGAACAGAACCUUACGAUGACCGGUGAAAUCAGCCUUACGGGACGAAUCCUUCCCGUCGGAGGAAUCAAAGAGAAAGUUAUUGCGGUGCGUUGUUUCGAUUUACAGUUUAUAUGGGUUUACAGAUUAGUAAUCCAGUCUGGUAACUGUCAUACUUUGUUCAAAGUUAGGCGAUAACU
Messenger RNA from Soboliphyme baturini, 1145 nucleotides. The record is from the annotation of a GenBank genome assembly. NCBI's taxonomy places the organism in Eukaryota, Metazoa, Nematoda, Enoplea, Dioctophymatida, Soboliphymatidae.